Coturnix japonica (Japanese quail) is the source of this 3243-nucleotide messenger RNA. RefSeq names its product coiled-coil domain-containing protein 170. Lineage: Eukaryota; Metazoa; Chordata; Aves; Galliformes; Phasianidae. The record is from RefSeq and is a predicted model, not a curated record.
CCCGCUGCCCGCCCACGUUGCCGUAGGAACGGAGUCGCCGCGGCCGCCGCCAUGAGCGCGUCCAGGGCCGGGUCCCGCGAAGCCUCGGUCGCUGCUCGGCUCGUUCAGAUGCAAAGUCACCUCACCCCAACAGAGAGGAAAAUGAAAGAUGGAAAUGCUUUUACGGCUGCUGGUAGUAGAGGGAAUGAAGGAAGAACAGAGUCCACAAAGGAAUCUUGUGAUCACUUUCUUUCGGAUAUUCCUGUCACCAGAGAGCAGAUGAACCACUAUCGAGCUGCUGCAGAGACUGCUCAGAGUGAACUAGCAGCACUGUCAGUGAAGUAUGAUUGUGCCCAUUCAGAGCUUCUUGAACUCAGGUCCAGAAUGAUCUCAAAAGAAACCUCUUUAAAAGAGCUGAAGUCUGAAGCUGAAAACUACAAGGAAAACAGUGCUAGACAGGCAUCUCUCCUUUUGUCUUUGCAAACCCGAGUUCAGGAGACAGAAGAAGAGCUGAGCAUGGUUGUGGCUUCUAAAAAACAGGCUGAGCUGACAGCUCAGGCAGCACUGAAGGAAAACUGGGAGCUGAAGGAGAAGCUUCAUGAGCUAAAUGCCAGACUUAAUAAAUAUUUGAAUGAGUGUGAAGAAAGCAAGAAAGAAUCUUAUAGGAUGAGCAGAAGGUAUGAAGAGCUCCUCUCACAGCUUUCCGAAUUCUUGGACACAGACAUCAAAGGAAAAGAGAAACCACAGGAACAUUUAAUGUCAAAGGCUUUUGAAAUAUGUAAAGAAAAUGUGGCACUAAAAGCGCAGGUUACUGCUCUUCAAGAAGAUAUCAAUGGCCAUGAAAUGGAAUCCAAGGCUAGUAGAGAAACUAUCAUGAGGCUUGUUUCAGAGGUGACAAAAGAGCAAAAAAAAGCAGCAGGAUACUAUGAAGAUAUGGAAAAACUUAGUAAGGAUCUUGACAGUGCUAGAAUAGCAAGGCAGAGUUUGGAAAUGGACAUCAGAAACCUCCAAGAUAAACUCAAGGCUAAUCAGAAAGCCUGGGAAGCCUCGAAGCAAGAACUUCAUAGUCUGAAGAUAUCUUUUAGUGAGCUGGAUGGAAAUUUGAAGAGCAGCAAAGAAGAAGCCAGGACGGCACAAAGUGCUUUAGAGACUUUCAGACAGCAAAUCGCAACCCUUCUCAGUAGUGGCUCACAAACGGUUUUACCUUCUGAGAAGGACAUUUUGAAGAGAGUCCAAGAAAUAAGCUGCAAAGAGGAGACUGAAGGGAGAACGGUAUCUCAACUUGAAACCCAGAUAGCUAAACUGACUGAAACUUUGGAAAAUCAGACCAGAUCAUACCAAGAAGCUCUGGAGAGAAACAGAAAAGUUGAAAAACAUUCUGAGAGCUUCCAGGAUCAGCUGAAACACUUAGAAGAGGAGCUGCUGUCUAUAGGUAUGAUACAAGAUGGUCUGAAGCUUGAAAAACAAAAAUAUAUGAACUUUCUGGAACAACUUAAUGAAAAGAUGAAGCUGGAUAGCAUAGCAGCAGAGGUUGGAUUUGAUAUGAAUGUGAAUGCAAUUCUGGCUCGAGUAGAGCAAUUAGUCAAACUGGAAGGUGAUGCAGUGAUUGAAAACAAGACAGUAACAUACAGCCUAAGAAGGAAGUUGAAGACUCAGAAAGAAAAACUUGAAAGCAAGGAGUUGCACAUGAAACUUCUGAGGCAGAAAAUAAACCAGCUGGAAGAAGAGAAACAAGUAAGGACAUCGCUAGCUAUGGAGAGAGAUGAGGCCAAUCUCACUGUCAGAAAGUUGCAAAAGAUGAUAGAGAGAUUACAGAAGCAGCUUGAUCUGGCAAGGGAAACAAAUACUGAUCUCAAAGCCAAGCUGUCUGAAACCAAUGAACUUAAGAUCCGGACUUUGGAGCAGGAUAGAACAAUAGAAGAACUUAAUAAGUCUCAAGGCAAAUUGGAGAGAAUGAAGGAAAAAGCUGAGAAACAACUAAACUCUGUCAAAUCAGAACUCAAUUUAAAGGAACAGAAAGCUACUGAAGAAAAAGAAAAAGCAAAAAAUAUGUUAGAAGUGGCUUCCAGUGAAAUGAAAGUGCUUAAAACAACCCUUGAAGAAUUAGCAAAAAGAGAAAGACAGCUGGCAGACUUCCGAGAGGUCAUCUCACGGAUGCUGGGCCUUGAUCUUGAUAGCCUAGCUCUGCCUGACUAUGAAAUCAUUACACGUCUGGAAGGGCUGAUUCACUUUCAUCAGCAUCAUUUUAUCCCCUGUGUCUGUGUCAAAGAUGUAACAAGGACAGAAGAUGAGCGCUUGGACAGAAAUGCACAGUUUCUUCAUUGAAGCACACAUUUUUGAGGAAACUAAAGUAAUUUUUUCUUCUUCCCUGUCUACAAGACAAGCAUAGAAAAUAGAUCUUUUUGUUCCCUCCUUUACAGUUACUUACUUGGGCUGAUUUUCAGUGUUUCUAUAGGGACUCUGAGCCUAAUGGACAGUGAACAGCCAGCAGUCCAGGGAGAGCAAACACAAAAUCCCUGGGCAGCAUAAUACUUCAUGAUGGGCAAUGUGUGAAAAAUUAACAGCUUUCCAAUUCUAGUGCAGAGGCACUGAUGGCAUAAGCCACCUGAGGUCUGUUAAGUUUUGGCAAGUACUUGCUGGUGAACAUCAGCUUCAGUGAUGUUCCUUGUGCUUUACUUCUUGGGUGACAGACAGUGGUGCAAUAAAGUGUGGACCAACCAGUUACUAUUUCCUUUGCAAAAUGGGACUUCUCUGUGCAUUUCUAUGCGUAAGAGUUUCAGUUUCUAGGCACCUGGAAAGCUGGCUGAGGGCUAUCAUGGUCUUAGGAAAAGGGUUUUUUUCUUCCAUUUUUCUAUUUUAGUCUGCUCUUGAGUAAAAACAAAAAGUUAUGCUUUCUCAGCAAAAGGCACUUUGACAGGCUCCAGUCAUAUGCCUGGCAUAGCUACACACUAAAAUUAUUGAUAGUAGAAUUGUAUGUUGUCUUUGAUCAUGACAUUUUGAAAAUGUUUCUUCUACCUGCUGUGUUCCUUGAACAAUUAAUCCAUGGGCCAAGUAAACAUCAGUUCUUCUGGGUUAAUACAAACAUAUUAACAAUACCCUUGUCCAAUUCAGAAAAUAGUUUAUAGUCUUGAUUUUUCAGAAAAAAACUCAGAUGAUAUGUCCAGAAUCACCUUUUAAUCAUGAAAGCCACUUGUCUAUCACUCUUUCUGAUUGUUAAACUUCAUGAUUUUAAGACAUUCAAACAAUAAAUAUAUUUUAAUAGUA